This is a messenger RNA of Exaiptasia diaphana, 1003 nucleotides long. Its product is annotated as transmembrane protein 116. The coding region runs from base 72 to 827 and encodes 251 amino acids. The transcript has 9 exons. The record is from RefSeq and is a predicted model, not a curated record. NCBI's taxonomy places the organism in Eukaryota, Metazoa, Cnidaria, Anthozoa, Actiniaria, Aiptasiidae. Gene Ontology annotation, molecular function: G protein-coupled receptor activity. Gene Ontology annotation, cellular component: plasma membrane. Gene Ontology annotation, biological process: adenylate cyclase-activating G protein-coupled receptor signaling pathway.
CUGUGAUGCACUCAGUGUUGCGUAGAAGAAAUGUUUAUCGUUUCCGCUGGUUGUGAAAGUAUCUUGCUAAAAUGAUAGACAUAGCGAAGAAUUCUGUAGAUUGGAAAAAUAUUUCGACUGCUUCUUUGGCAUGGUCAUCGAAGAUAAAGAUUUUAGGAGGACUCUAUAUUGCAACAUCAAUUUUAAGUAUAAUUGGAUCAGCAUCAAUAGUUAUUGCAGUAAUCGUAAAAAAGAAAGUGCUCAAUGCUGAGGUGCGACCAAUCUUUCAUCUUUCACUGGCUGAUUUUGUGGCUUCUUUGAGUUUGUGUAUUGGUGGAGCUACCUACUUACAAUUUGGAUUCAAUUCCACCACAAGACAGCUUUGCUCAUAUGUUACAGCAAUUUCAAGUUGUUUUUACAUGAAUACUUUUGUUUUCACUGCACUGUAUGGGUAUGAGGUAUAUUCAAAGCUGACAGCCAAGUUAAACAGGAGACCGUUCCCGAGAAUUAUUGAAGAGACAUUUUCAAGAAUUUAUUGUGUGUAUGUUUUUGCUUGGGUUGCUCCUUUGACAGUGACGUUGUGUUUAUUUGCUAUCGACAGUGGAGAGAAUGGUAAAGGAUCUCUAAAUGAUGAUAUAUGUGGCACGUGUCUACCAGUGUUUCACUACAGAGUUUCAAAUUGUAGUGCAUCAACACCCGAUUCURAUAAAGAGCCAAAUUGGAAUCUUAUUUUUCAAUUUCUAUUUCUUGGUGUUUUACUUAUCUCAUUUGCAAUGAUUGUGGUAAGUGUUGAAGCCUGUAAGUUAGUAAGGAAAACGGUGGGAAACGGGGAGGAAAGUUUACUUUAAAUAAAAAGCAAAUGGCCAUAUAAGUGGGAAAGUGAUUCUGCCAUUCAUGGCUUCACGUCCUGUAGUACAAUACGUUUUGUACGGACGGAACCAGGAAUAUUUAAAUUGGAAUGGGGGACUGAGGGGACAUAUGUAAUAUAUAGAUUCUGCGUCCGUUGAGAGAUGACACGACACCG